GCGCCAUCUGCGGACGGAGAGCACGCAUCGCCUCCGGUCCACCGACUCCUUCAAAGGUGAAGCCACCGAUCUCCAACGCCUAAAAUUUCCUCUCCUCUCCUCGCCUCAGCUUUCGCCGCCGCAUCGGGAAGCAACGACAGCGGUCUCAUUCCAGAAGGCAGGAGCGAGGAUAGAGAAGGGAGACAACGAGAGGUCGGAAGGAAAAAAGGGCGAGUGGAAUAAGGGAAGUACGGAAGGGGAGGGAGCAUGUGCGAUUUGGUGGCCCGCACCGGUCGACAUCAACAGCGAUACGAGGCCGGUUGUCGCCUUGUUGCCGGGUGUAUCCCAUUUAGGUAUAAGAACUAUGAUACUUCUGAUGGGAAACAUGAUAUGGAACUUGAAGUUCUCAUGAUAAACUCACCUAGUAGGCCAGGUCUCCUAUUUCCAAAGGGAGGAUGGGAAAAUGAUGAAACAGUCGAAGAGGCAGCUGUACGAGAAGCCAUUGAAGAAGCAGGAGUGAGAGGAGAUAUAGUGACAUUCUUGGGGGACUAUCUCUUUAAAAGCAAAACCCUGCAAAAUGAAUUCAGCCCAGAAGGUUUGUGCAAAGCAGCCAUUUUUGCUCUGCAAGUGAGAGAGGAGCUACAAUCAUGGCCAGAGCAGAGCACCCGCUCUAGGUCGUGGGUUACCUUACCCGAAGCUGUGGAGCAAUGUAGACAUCCUUGGAUGCGGGAUGCUCUCAUCGAGGGAUUCUCAAAAUGGCAUGCGGGUAUAAGAACAAGGGUUGAAGGUGAAGCCACUCAAGAAGAAAAUGACCGACCUGGACAGGAGAGAAGCCUAGAAGAUGAAAGAUAA
This is a messenger RNA of Zingiber officinale, 831 nucleotides long. Its product is annotated as nudix hydrolase 16, mitochondrial-like. Gene Ontology annotation, molecular function: pyrophosphatase activity. The transcript has 4 exons. The record is from RefSeq and is a predicted model, not a curated record. Gene Ontology annotation, cellular component: cytoplasm; nucleus. NCBI's taxonomy places the organism in Eukaryota, Viridiplantae, Streptophyta, Magnoliopsida, Zingiberales, Zingiberaceae. The coding region runs from base 247 to 831 and encodes 194 amino acids.